Molecule: messenger RNA, 1755 nt
Organism: Cadophora gregata
Lineage: Eukaryota; Fungi; Ascomycota; Leotiomycetes; Helotiales; Ploettnerulaceae
Exons: 5
Coding region: 1-1755 (584 amino acids)
Source: RefSeq, a predicted model, not a curated record
AUGAUGAAGUUCAACUUGAGCCCAUCCAUGCUGCUUGCGGCUUUGUCAGCCUUGGCUUUCACUUCCGCUCUCAGCUCCGGUCUGGAGAAUCGUCAGGGUCAAAUUAUUGAUACUGCUCCUACAGUUACGGACUGUGCCAAUGGCCCAGACUGCAAGCUCGCCGCCACCUACUGGAACGACUGUCAAGGUGCUCACGUCCUCGGAAUGCCCUCUGACCCCUCCUCCAAUGUCCGAUCUUGUCUCUGCCCACCCGGUCGUGCCGUCCCAUCCCACAUUGACUGGUACUCCAAGUUCCGAAACUGCAUCAUCUGCGUUGAAAUGGCCGCCGGUACCCCACGCCACGAUCUGCCCAUGUAUAUUGAGGUUGAGAAGGUUGCUGGUUCUGCUCACAACUCGGUUGGAUAUUGUCAUGGUACGUUGAGUACCGAGCAGUUUGUUGAUCAGAUGAAGAGUUUGGUGAAGGAGAAGGAGUUCCCGCUUGAGCUUCCGGAGGCGGUUUUGAAGUCGGCUGGUGGAAAGGGUGGAGUUGAGCGUGCUGUGACUCCGAUUACACUUGCAGUCCCGAUGCAUACGACCACUCCAUUCUCAGCUCCAACGGCACCAGCUCAUUCUGGUUUCUCGGAGACAGCUCUUACUGCUGUUCCUAACAGCUUGUUCUCGACUUUUCCAGCUGUGCCCAUGAGCUCUGUACUUGCUAGUAUUUCAGCGGCUUCGUUCUUGUCGUCGAUUCCAACCGCCGUGCCAAAUAGCUUGUUCUCAACUUUCCCAGCCGUACCAAUGAGCUCUGUCCUCGCUAGUAUCUCAGCAGCUUCAUCCUCGGCUCCGACUGCUGUACCUAACAGCUUGUUCUCUACCUUUCCAGCUGUUCCUAUGAGCUCUGUUCUCGCAAGUAUCUCCGCAGCUUCGUCUUUGACUCCGACUGCUGUACCUAAUAGCUUGUUCUCUACUUUCCCAGCUGUUCCAAUGAGCUCUGUCCUCGCAAGCAUCUCAUCCGCCAUGAUGGCAACCAAGACAUCAGCUAGUCAAGUCUCUAGUCGCUCUACCAGCACUCCAGUCCUCAAUUGUAGCCACGAUAACUGCUUCCGAGGAGCCCUCCGCUCAGCCCCAGCUGUAAUGAGCUUCUGCUCAACAUACACGCAGAAUCCCGUGACUGCGGGCACUGGAUUCCCGAGCUGUCUAUUGCCUUGUAACAACUCGCCUGUCAGCAUCUCGUCUGCUUGUAGCUGUUUGGCUAGUCAUAGUUCGUCAAUUUCUAGCGCGAUUUCUAUGCCUACGUUUACUAGCAAAGCCAGUGAUAACUCAGAGGACUCCGCGACUACGACAUCUUUGAGCUCGCCUAGCGUUUAUCCAACUGCGAAUCCUGCCAAGUGGAUUAGUCUUCCUGCUUCUGAGGCAGUUAAACUCUGUGCUGCAUCGAAGUCUUGUGUCAACGCCCACAUUUACCACGAUACCUGCCUGAAGGAAAACGAUGAAGGCGUAUGGAAAUGCCUCUGCAAGAAAUGGCCCAUUGCAUGGAAAUACAACCUCAACCAAUGCACCCAAUGUCUGGAAAACACCCUCCCCAGAUUCGCCAGCAAUGUCGAAAGCCUCACCACCGUCGUCGAGCAAGGCCGUGCCGCCUUUUGCGCAUAUACUGGCUCCAAGGAUGGUGCGAAGGAUGCAUUAGUCACGACUGGUAAGAUUAUUACGGAGAAGUAUCAGUCUUCGGCGGUGUUGUUUAAUAUGACUUUGAUUGAUGCAAUUCCUAAGAACUGA